AUGAUGCAUAUAUCCUCGUCAACUUGGCCGGCGUCAGCAACGCUUGCCAGCCUCCUGCUCCAGUCCAUCCCUCUCGUCACCGCACAGGUCAGCAACCCCCAAGCUUCUCCUCCACACCUGCCGGAGCGGACAUACCUCGACACCGUGUGCAGGCCGCCGAUCCUCCACACGGGGGACGUGGUCGCGCCCUGCAUCUCCAUCGAAACGACCGAGGCGCUCUGCUACCCAAACGGCACGACGCCCUUGCACCUGGACGCCCACGCGCAGUGCCUCUGCCGGGGCUCCUUCUUCGCCGAGUGGACCGCCUGCCGCGCCUGCCUGUCCCUGCACGGCCUGCUCGACGACGCCGACCACUCCUUCUACCGGGCCGUCGCCGCGUCCGCCUCGUCGGUGCUGUGCGGCUUCCUGACCGCGCCGGCCGCCGCGCCUGCGCCCACCACCAUCUUCAAGGCCAUCUUCAGCUCCAUCGCGGCCACGCUGCCCGGUCGUCCCGCCAGCGGUCGAGCCGAGAGCCCCGCCGCCACAGCGGGGGCCGGCCAGCUGGGCUCCAACGACAAGGCCCCCUACCAGACCGAGGUGGGUCUCUAUUACACGGCGAGCGGGCCGCAGGGACCCGGUCCCAUCACGGGGCUCGCUAUGGCUGCCACGGCGACUGGUUUGCAGUUGGAUACCGGCACGCCGACUCUCCCUGGCGCUCCUGGACCGGAGACAUCGUCGCAGUCUCCGACGGUGGGCUCUGCUGGCUCGAACGGCACGGAAGCAGUGGCCAGCUCAACAUGGACACCGUCUUCUUCCGCCGCUGUUGCCAAUCUUUCAAAAGAGCUUGGUUGGAUGGUUGCUAUUACUCUGAUGAUGGCAUUAGCAGGUCUAAUCGUGUAA
This is a messenger RNA of Pyricularia pennisetigena, 879 nucleotides long. RefSeq lists its product as uncharacterized. NCBI's taxonomy places the organism in Eukaryota, Fungi, Ascomycota, Sordariomycetes, Magnaporthales, Pyriculariaceae. Bases 1 to 879 code for a protein of 292 amino acids. The record is from RefSeq and is a predicted model, not a curated record. The transcript has a single exon.